ACCGGAACUACGUGUGAAUGCGGAAGCGCAGCUAAAACAGUUGCGCUCAGUAAAGCUAGUUGGAAGUUAAAACUAUUUGCGUCGUUUAUUUUACGUAGUUAAACUUGGUUAAAGGGUUGGUUAACCAAACGGAAUUAUAUUGUGACUCGCUUACCUUAGUUUGCGGUCGUUUAAGAUCACAGUGUCUGAUUUAAAGCAGACACUGAGUGUGAAGUCAUUUGUCACCUGGCCGACAGGUGAGCGAUGCUGGCGGCAGGUGUUUUAGACAACAUGUUGUGAUGGAGAACAUCCGAGAGCGUUUUAAGUUUGGGAACAAAGUGGGAGAUGUGAAACUGAGGAAAAGAAAAUCACUACUGUACUCGAAGGAAGAUGAAUGUCCUCUGAACGACGGACGGCUGAGAACCAGAGUUGUCCUGUUUUCUGUGGCCUUCAGACUAAUUAACUGCCUUCUGGUUCAGACCAGCUUUGUCCCAGACGAGUACUGGCAGUCUCUGGAGGUUUCACAUCGGAUGGUCUUCAAUUAUGGAUAUCUGACCUGGGAGUGGAAAGCAGGAAUAAGAGGAUACUUGUAUCCACUUUUCUUUGCAUUCAUUUACAAAAUAUUACACUUGACAAACUGUGACACAGUUCACCUCCUGAUAUGGCUUCCGAGGGUAAUUCAAGCACUCCUUGCUGCAUUUGCUGAUGUGAAAUUCUUUUUCCUCAUCCGAACGUUGGAGAGCAGUGAUGUUGCUAGAUGGACAUUCUUCUGCCAUGUUUGCUCGUGGUUCACCUGGUACUGCUGCACCAGGACUCUGACCAACAGCAUGGAGGCCACCAUCACCUGUGUGGCUCUUUAUUACUUUCCGUUGCCGGGGUCUAAAACACACAGCAGUAAAAAAUAUUUGGUGCUGGUUGCCUUGGCUGUAAUUGUUCGUCCGACAGCUCUGAUCGUCUGGUUUCCUCUGCUGAUGUAUCACUUCUGGCAGGAACAAAACAAACUGAGACUCAUUACUCACGACUACAUUCCUAUCGGAACCUUGGCUCUUGUGAUUUCCACACUGAUUGACUGUCAUUUCUAUGAAAAGUGGACCAUGGUACAGUUCAACUUUCUGAAGUUCAACGUCUUCCACAGUGUGGCUGAUUUCUACGGCUCCCACCCCUGGCACUGGUACCUCAGUCAGGGGUUUGCCGUGGUGAUCGGUCCUCAACUCCCCUUUUUUCUUCAUGGCUGCUCCCUCGCCAACAGAACACACAAAGUCCUACUGGCACCAGUCGUCUGGACCAUCGUCAUAUAUAGCUUGCUUCCACAUAAGGAGUUCAGAUUCAUCUAUCCUGUGCUGCCUUUCUGUAUGGUCUUUUGUGGAAUCUCUCUGGCUAAUCUGAAAACAUGGCGUCGGCCUGCAGCAAUACUCUUAUUAGCGGCCAACGUGGCUCCAGCUCUAUACACCGGCCUGAUUCAUCAGAGAGGAGCCCUAGAUGUCAUGUCUCACCUACAGAAACUGUGCAAUGUCAGCAGCAUCUCCACGCCUCCACAGCCAGACACGUUGUUCCUCAUGCCCUGCCACUCAACGCCCCACUACAGUCACGUCCACUGUCCCUUAAAGAUGAGGUUCCUCGAGUGUCCUCCAGAUCUCGGAGAGAAAGGUUAUGUUGAUGAAGCUGAGCAAUUCUACGACGACCCCCUGCUCUGGCUCCAGACCUCGUUCCCCUACAAAUCCUCUCUACCAACCCACCUGAUAUUCUUUGAUGUUUUGGAAAAGGAGAUCUCUGUGUUUUUACAAGUAAAAAACUUUGUGAGGACAGCGGAGAUAUUUCACACUCAUUUUCCUGAAGGAAGAGUCGGAGGAAGCAUCUUUAUUUAUGAAAGGCACUAACAAACACUGAAACAAUCGCAGUUUUGUUUCCUUCAUGAAACUGUCUUGUGAUUUCAUACUGAACUAUUUUACCUCAAAUGUAAAUUUAAAAUAUCAGAUGUAAAAAUUA
Molecule: messenger RNA, 1965 nt
Organism: Betta splendens (Siamese fighting fish)
Lineage: Eukaryota; Metazoa; Chordata; Actinopteri; Anabantiformes; Osphronemidae
Gene: pigb
Product: phosphatidylinositol glycan anchor biosynthesis, class B
Exons: 12
Coding region: 279-1856 (525 amino acids)
Biological process (GO): GPI anchor biosynthetic process
Cellular component (GO): endoplasmic reticulum membrane
Molecular function (GO): alpha-1,2-mannosyltransferase activity
Source: RefSeq, a predicted model, not a curated record